AUGGCAACGUCGCCCAACGUCCAAGCCAUCCUCUCUGGAGAUGCCAACGAGAAAGCGGCCAUCAUCAAUCACAUUCUCGGUGAGAUUCACAGCGUGCUCGCCGAAGAUGAGGACAUCUCGAAGCUGGUACGGUACAAAGUGAAGGAGAGGGGCGAAAAUGACAGGACUCGGCUUGCGAAAAUAUUCGAGUUCAUGGGACCCGAUGAUGAUACUUUAAACCUUCUCAACAGCAAUAUUUCAGCCUGGACAACUGAUCCGGCAGCCUUCUGGAUGAGACCUGCGCCUUGUUUUCUCGGACACAUCGCGGCGCAGGCCCAGAUUGUUGGAUGCUACAUCCAGUCGGAGCGUGACGAUGCAUAG
This is a messenger RNA of Exophiala xenobiotica, 360 nucleotides long. RefSeq lists its product as uncharacterized. The transcript is spliced from 2 exons. The coding region runs from base 1 to 360 and encodes 119 amino acids. The record is from RefSeq and is a predicted model, not a curated record. Lineage: Eukaryota; Fungi; Ascomycota; Eurotiomycetes; Chaetothyriales; Herpotrichiellaceae.